This is a messenger RNA of Periophthalmus magnuspinnatus, 3881 nucleotides long. It is a transcript of the gene fmnl1a, whose product is annotated as formin-like 1a. The coding region runs from base 220 to 3606 and encodes 1128 amino acids. The transcript is spliced from 25 exons. Gene Ontology annotation, molecular function: small GTPase binding; actin filament binding. Gene Ontology annotation, cellular component: cytosol. Gene Ontology annotation, biological process: cortical actin cytoskeleton organization; cell migration; regulation of cell shape. Lineage: Eukaryota; Metazoa; Chordata; Actinopteri; Gobiiformes; Gobiidae. The record is from RefSeq and is a predicted model, not a curated record.
UUUGUGGAUUAUGGACAUGAAAUUAUACCUUAUUUUGUAUUUGCAAGGCUAAAUUCAUGACUAAAAUGUAACUUACAGCUUUUACUGAAGUUUGGACAACUUGUUUUGAUAAUCUUGGAGUGACAGACAGUAACAGUCACUCAAAUUUGGAGCACAUAGAUUUCUCUGUCGUGGUGUAAGUGCAAAUCUUUCCCCCUGGAUUACUUGUGGAGAUUAGUGAUGGGGAAUGCGGCGGGGGGGAGCGGGGAGCAGGACCCAUCGGAGAGGCGAGAGGCCCGGAGCUCUGUGGGGGGGUCCAGCACAGGGAUGGGAGAGUCCACACUGGCCCCGCAGAAGAAGCAGCCACCUCCUCCCAAACUGCCCAUGCCCCCCGAAGAGGAGCUGCAAGAGAGGUUCAAUAUGGUGCUGAGCUACAUGAACCUGCCUCCUGAUAAACUGCAGCUCCUGAGUGAGUACGACAAUGACAAGAAGUGGGAGCUCGUCUGUGAUCAGGAACGUUUCCAGGUGAAAAGCCCGCCUUCCACUUAUCUAACCAAAAUAAAGAGCUUAUACCAGGACCAUGGAGGAGUGCCACGUAGGGCAAAGAAAAGGAUCCAGGAAGCCACACAAGUCCUUAAAAACCUGGAGAUAUCUCUGCGUACAAACCAUAUCGGCUGGGCUCAAGAGUUUCUGAAUGAACCGAACAAAGGUUUGGAUGUUUUGGUCGAGUAUCUGUCUCACGCUCAAAGUGACGCUCCAUUUGAUGUGGACUCAGUUGAAAAUGGCGGUACUUUAUCAGAGCGAACCAAACCAGCUGAGCGGUCUGUGGAGGACCUGACCAAAAACACCAACAGCUCCCACUCCCACGGCGUCACCAAGGCAGCACGAGCUUUGACUGUCAGAAUAACAAACACGUUGGGGAAUAAGAUUUAUAAAAAGUCUCACACGUCGAGUCAGAGAGACGACAUCCAUGUUUGUAUCAUGUGUCUGCGAGCCAUCAUGAACUACCAGUCUGGUUUUAACCUGGUCAUGACCCAUCCAUCCUGUGUGAAUGAGAUCACUCUUGGUCUGAACAGCAGAAAUCCCAGGACCAGAGCUCUGGUGCUGGAGCUGUUGGCUGCAGUGUGCCUUGUCAGGGGAGGACAUGACAUCAUCCUCUCUGCUUUUGACAACUUAAGAGAGGUGAGCAAAGAAAAGACACGUUUUGAGAAGCUUAUGGAGUACUUUAUGAACGAUGACAGCAACAUCGACUUCAUGGUGGCUUGUAUGCAGUUCAUAAACAUCGUUGUUCAUUCAGUGGAAAACAUGAACUUUCGGGUCCAUCUGCAGUACGAGUUCACACAUCUGGGACUGGACAAGUAUCUGGAGAGCCUGAAGUUGACUGAGAGUGAGAAGUUGAAGGUGCAGAUCCAAGCAUACCUGGACAACGUGCUGGACGUGGGGGCUUUGCUGGAGGACGCUGAGAACCGAGGGGGGGUCCUGGAGCACGUGGAUGAGAUUCAGGAACACAACAUCCAGUUGAACGCUCGGCUUCAGGAGGUGGAGGAGCAGGCGACGGAGAGGAUUUCUGAGCUGGAGACAAAACUUCUUCAGGCCACAAAAGAGGCCGAGCUGCUCAAAGAGAGUCUGCGUGAGUCGUGUGCCCAGGUCAGCAGUCUUCAGCAGAGAGAGAGAGAGCGAGAGUUAGAUCUGGAGAGAGAAAAGGAUCGGGAACGCCGCGGCUCCAUUAUCCCACAGUCAAACUCCCAGCUGGAGCAGAAGAUCCAAGAACUCCAGGAUAAGGGUCUCAUCACAGUGACCAGAGGGGCAUCAGGGGAGGUGGACAUCCAGGUGGUGCCUGUCACAAAGAUCGAAUACGUCCAGGUGCCUACUCCAGCCUCGCUAGGCCAGAAUGAGACCACACCUGUACCUCUGCCCACUCCUGGAGGUCCUGAGGGUAUGCAAGGACCACCUCCACCCCCUCCUCCACCACCACCUCUACCCGGGACAGACUCUGUUCCUGCCCCUCCCCCUGCACCUGGCUCCAGCGUCCCACCUCCACCCCCUCCCCUACCUGGUGCUGGACCCCCUCCUCCUCCUCCACUCCCAGGAGCAGGACCCCCACCUCCUCCUCCACCCCCGGGAGCAGGACCCCCACCUCCUCCUCCUCCUCCAGGGAUGGGACCACCACCUCCACCUCCUCCCCCUGGACCAGGAGCGCCACCUCCUCCACCCGGAAUGGGACCACCAGGAGCUCCAAAGCCUGAGCCCGUUAAAACCAAGAAAACCAUUCAGACCAAGUUCAGGAUGCCCCUGUUGAACUGGCAGGCCCUCAAACCCAACCAGGUGACCGGCACAGUGUUCAACGAGCUGGACGAUGAACAAAUCCUAGGGGAGUUGAACAUGGAUAUUUUUGAAGAGCAGUUUAAAACCAAGGCCCAGGGGAACGCUAAAGACCUGUCCAGUAAACUGAAGAAGCCCGCCCAGAAAGCACCACCCAAAACUACACUCAUCGACGCAAAUAAAUCAAAAAAUCUGGCUAUCACACUGCGCAAAGGAGGAAUGACACCAGACAAGAUCUGCACUGCCAUAGAGACAUAUGACCAGAGCUCUCUGUCCAUCGACCUGUUGGAGCUUCUGGAGCCUUUUAUACCAUCAGACUUUGAGAUGAAACUGUUGAAUAAUUAUGAAAAAGAUGGCCGACCUCUGGAGGAGCUGGCAAAUGAGGACCGCUUCGUUCUGCGUUUUGGAAAAAUCCCUCGUCUUCAACAACGCAUCAACACCCUCACUUUCAUGGGAAACUUUCCAGACUCGAUCAAACGCCUUCAGCCGCAAAUAGACUCACUCAUUUCUGCCUCCAUGUCAAUCAAAUCCUCAGACAAGCUGAAAAAAAUCCUGGAAAUUGUUUUGGCUUUUGGUAACUACAUGAACAGCAGUAAAAGAGGUGCUGCAUACGGCUUUAGACUCCAGUGCUUAGACCUUUUACUGGAAACCAAGUCAACUGAUCGCUCACAGACAUUACUACACUUUAUCACUAACGUCAUCCAAGAAAAAUAUCCGGACUUGGUCAACUUCCACUCCGAUUUACAUUUUGUGGACAAGGCAGCACUAGUGUCCCUAGAUGGCGUACUUUCGGACAUCCGCGCUCUGGAGAGGGGCAUGGAGAUGACCAAGAAGGAGUUUCUGGUGCAGGAUGACAGCAAAGUUUUGAAGGAGUUUAUCAAAACCAACAGCGUGAUACUGGAGUCGCUGAUUAAAGACAGUAAAACAGCACAGGAAUCCUACAGCUCUGCAGUGGAGUAUUUUGGAGAAAAUCCCAAAACUACACAGCCUUCCAUGUUCUUCCCCAUUUUUGGCCGAUUCAUUAAAGCUUAUAAGGCGGUGCAGAAAGAGCUAGAACACAAAAAGAAAAUGGAGGAAAUGAGUGAAGCAAAGGAAUCAUCAUCUCCAGCAAAAUCUACAGGACAAAAGGGUCCAAUGAUGCCGAAGAUGCCUCAGAUGGAUUUGAUCGCUGAGCUGAAGAAGAGACAGAAGCCUCCGGUCAGAGAGGGGAAGGACGGAGCGCUGGAGGACAUCAUCACAGAUUUGAGAAACUCUCCGUUCAGACGAGGAGAUGGACGGCGGCCAGCUCAGCGCCAAGACAGUUAGGCCUCUGCUGUUGUGACAAAUGUAACUGGAAUCACAGAUAUAUAAGUACACAGCUCUAUGUACAAUAUAACUAUUUACUAUAUAACCCGAAGGCAGUGUGUAUUAACAUUAAGUGUCAUGUUAUCUUGUAAAUACUUUUAAAUUGGAAUUAUUUGAUAUUUGUAAUACCACUCCAGUACUCCAUUUUAUUACCUAAAAAGUUACAGUAUAUCUUUGCUAUGAAUGUAAUACAUACACAAAGUUUUCAUUAUAUAAUAAAAUAUGUUUUGUAUGGU